AUGUCUUGGACUUGUGUGUAUGAAGGUUCGCCUGAUCUCCUACCUUCACCUUAUAGCGAAAUAGAUUAUAUUCUUCAGAAAGUUUCUGCUUCAAAGGUUCUGGAUAAUGUCAAUCUACUGCAUCAGAGUAAUAAACCAUAUCUGCCUCCAUGUCACAGCAAGGCACUAUUUUCUUCAAGUGGAGACAGCAAUGGCUCACUAAAGACUGACGUAUCUAGAUCUUCUGACUGUACAAAUCAGGAAGUGCAAGCAGAACUAAAAAAACGUCAUAACGUUUCUCCUACAAAAUUUGCACAGAGUGAUGAUCUUUGGGAGUCUUGUGUGUGUCUCGAACCUCCAUUGAUCCAUGGUGUCCAAAUUCAACAGGAUUCAGAACUUAAGUCUUCCAAUACCAGCUUAGAAGACUGUUCCAGUUCUAGAUAUGGUUUUACUUUUCCUGAUGAGGACAGUUUAAUUACAUAUGACGGACCUUUCUCGACGCUUGAAGUGAAAAUUCUGCCUAGAAUUGAUAGUUUUGUGUCUUCCCCUGAAAGCAAUCUAAAUGAAGAUGAUUUGGAUAGUCAAGACUCAACUUUUGUAAUGAUCAAGAGUCUUAUAGAAUCUGUACUUGAUGGUGAUGAUGAUUACGAUGACGAUUACUAUAAUUGUGAUUAUGAUAAUUCCUCAAUGGAUGAUAUUAUGGCGGAGCUGGUCCAGCAAGGAUCUAGAGUUGCUAAACUAAAUCUUUCUUACCAGCAGUUGAGUCCAGGAAGGGAUCCAUUCUUUUUGUCUUCCCCCUCUUGCCCAUGCGGCAACAUUCAUCAGGGUGAUCAUGAGCUUAGAAGGUUUGGUUUUGAAGCUGAUGAAUCAAUGUUCCAACAGGGCAUAAUGCCAUCACUUGAGGUGCCUUCAUGGAAGGAGAAAACAAAGCUAAUGCUGAACUGUUUUGAACAUCUGGAUCCAGACUAUGACUGUUCUGUAAAGGGAGUUCCUGAUUCUAAUGGUGACGGUGAAACUGGGAGCAAGUGA
This is a messenger RNA of Lathyrus sativus (Indian pea), 1008 nucleotides long. The record is from the annotation of a GenBank genome assembly. Lineage: Eukaryota; Viridiplantae; Streptophyta; Magnoliopsida; Fabales; Fabaceae.